Messenger RNA from Myotis lucifugus (little brown bat), 2222 nucleotides. It is a transcript of the gene POLD1, whose product is annotated as DNA polymerase delta 1, catalytic subunit. Gene Ontology annotation, molecular function: nucleotide binding; 3'-5'-DNA exonuclease activity; DNA-directed DNA polymerase activity. Gene Ontology annotation, biological process: base-excision repair, gap-filling; nucleotide-excision repair, DNA gap filling; DNA-templated DNA replication. NCBI's taxonomy places the organism in Eukaryota, Metazoa, Chordata, Mammalia, Chiroptera, Vespertilionidae. The record is from RefSeq and is a predicted model, not a curated record. Gene Ontology annotation, cellular component: delta DNA polymerase complex.
CGGCGGCGUAGUCCGUGGCGGGAAACGCUGUUUGAAGCGGGAUGUAUGACAAGCGGCGGCCGGGCCCGGGGGCCGGGGCCGGGGUGCCCCCGAAGCGGGCCCGCGGGGGCCUCUGGGAUGAGGAUGAGGCCCCUCGGCCAUCCCAGUUUGAGGAGGAGCUGGCGCUGAUGGAGGAGAUGGAGGCCGAGCGCAGGCUGCAGGAGCUGGAGGAGGAGCUGCAGUCGGCCCAGGAGGGGGCUGCCGACCGGCACUUCUCCCCGACAGCCAGAGAUGCCCGCUGGCUUCGGCCCUCCCCACCCCCCCUCGACCCCCAGACAGAACCCCUCAUCUUCCAGCAGUUGGAGAUCGACCAUUAUGUGGGCCCAGCACGGCCCCUGCCUGGGGCGCCUGCGCCAUCCCCCAGCUCCGUGCCUGUGCUCCGCGCUUUCGGGGUCACUGAUGAGGGCAUCUCCGUCUGCUGCCACAUCCACAGCUUCGCCCCCUAUUUCUACACCCCAGCGCCCCCGGGUUUUGGGCCCGAGCACCUGGGUGACCUGCAGCGGGAGCUGAACGGGGCCAUCAGCCGGGACCAGCGUGCGGGGAAGGAGCUCCAGGGGCCGGCCGUGCUGGCCGUGGAGCUGUGCUCCCGCGAGAGUGAGUGCCGCCCGGGGCUGAGCCGGUGGGGUCCCCCUGGGCCGGUGCCAGCCUCCUCUGUCCCCCGCAUCUUUCCUGAGCCCGAGCGGGACCCCGUGAUCCAGAUCUGCUCGCUGGGCCUGCGCUGGGGCGAGCCGGAGCCCUUCCUGCGCCUGGCGCUCACCCUGCGGCCCUGCGCCCCCAUCCUGGGUGCCCAGGUGCAGAGCUACGAGCGGGAGGAGGAGCUGCUCCAGGCCUGGUCGACCUUCAUCCGCACCAUAGACCCCGACGUGAUCACCGGCUACAACAUCCAGAACUUCGACCUUCCCUACCUCAUCUCCCGGGCCCAGCACCUCAAGGUGCAGGGGUUCCCCUUCCUGGGCCGCGUGGCUGGCCUCCGCUCCACCAUCCGGGACUCGUCCUUCCAGUCGAAGCAGACUGGCCGGCGGGACAGCAAGGUGGUCAGCAUGGUGGGCCGCGUGCAGAUGGACAUGCUGCAGGUGCUGCUGCGGGAGUACAAGCUCCGCUCCUACACGCUCAACGCCGUGAGCUUCCACUUCCUGGGGGAGCAGAAGGAGGACGUGCAGCACAGCAUCAUCACCGACCUGCAGAACGGGAACGACCAGACGCGCCGCCGCCUGGCAGUGUACUGCCUCAAGGAUGCCUUCCUGCCGCUGCGGCUGCUGGAGCGGCUCAUGGUGCUGGUAAACGCCAUGGAGAUGGCGCGCGUCACCGGCGUGCCCCUCGGCUACCUGCUCACCCGCGGCCAGCAGGUCAAGGUGGUGUCGCAGCUGCUGCGGCAGGCCAUGCGCGAGGGGCUGCUGAUGCCCGUGGUGAAGACAGAGGGCGGCGAGGACUACACGGGAGCCACGGUCAUCGAGCCCCUUAAAGGGUACUACGACGUCCCCAUCACCACCCUGGACUUCUCCUCGCUGUACCCGUCCAUCAUGAUGGCCCACAACCUGUGCUACACCACGCUCCUGCGGCCCGGCGCCGCCCAGAAACUGGGCCUGACUGAGGACCAGUUCAUCAAGACGCCCACCGGGGACGAGUUUGUGAAGACGUCGGUGCGGAAGGGGCUGCUGCCCCAGAUCCUGGAGAACCUGCUCAGCGCCCGGAAGAGGGCCAAGGCCGAGCUGGCCAAGGAGACAGACCCCCUGCGGCGGCAGGUCCUGGACGGGCGGCAGCUGGCGCUGAAAGUGAGCGCCAACUCCGUGUACGGCUUCACCGGCGCCCAGGUGGGCAAGCUGCCGUGCCUGGAGAUCUCCCAGAGCGUCACGGGGUUUGGCCGCCAGAUGAUUGAGAAAACGAAGCAGCUGGUGGAGUCCAAGUACACAGUGGAGAACGGCUACAGCGCCAGCGCCAAGGUGGUGUACGGCGACACCGACUCCGUCAUGUGCCGGUUUGGCGUCUCCUCCGUGGCGGAAGCGAUGGCUCUGGGCCGGGAGGCUGCAGACUGGGUGUCCGGCCACUUCCCCUCCCCCAUCCGGCUGGAGUUUGAGAAGGUCUACUUCCCUUACCUGCUCAUCAGCAAGAAGCGCUAUGCUGGCCUGCUCUUCUCCUCCCGGCCCGACGCCCAUGACCGCAUGGACUGCAAGGGCCUGGAGGCU